GAAAUGCCUGAUAUGAAGAAUUAAACUUAAACCAGUUUAAUUUUUAAUAAAUUUAUUUCGUUAAUUAUUUGAAUUUUAUGCCUGUUUCAGGGACGACCUUUUGGUGACCAAGACGCCAAGCGGGAGCCGAUCUCUCACCCCUAGUUCGAGGAAAAGUGUGCACCAUCGUAAGGGUAGUUCGUCUCGAGUCGCAGCUGCAACGACGAGGGAAUUAGCGAAGGUGGCGCCAUCACAGAACAAGGUUCAGGAAAAGAGCUUCAAGGAAAAAAAAACCAACAAUGCGGAAACGGAAAAACUCAAGCUUCAAAAAGAAAUCCAAACAAUACUCAAAAACUGCGCCCAACUGCAGAAGGAGAUUUCCGACCUCAAGAAACAGGAGGAACGCGACAACGCUGCCAUAGCCGAAAUGGCGCGCGUCAUGGAUGAAUGUGAGGUCAUGAUCCUCCAGUCGAAUGGUAAGUUCAUAGGUCUCUAA
Messenger RNA from Soboliphyme baturini, 475 nucleotides. Lineage: Eukaryota; Metazoa; Nematoda; Enoplea; Dioctophymatida; Soboliphymatidae. The record is from the annotation of a GenBank genome assembly.